Molecule: messenger RNA, 1021 nt
Organism: Triplophysa rosa
Lineage: Eukaryota; Metazoa; Chordata; Actinopteri; Cypriniformes; Nemacheilidae
Product: aerolysin-like protein
Exons: 2
Source: RefSeq, a predicted model, not a curated record
ACAGGUUUUGUGAGUGAAAGUUUAAACAACUUCCCUUUCCUCCUUUGUAAGAAAAACUAACCUGAUUGAUUCCAAGCAAACAGGUUUUCUGAUUGACACUAAAUUGUGUGUAAUGUUGCUCAGCGUGAAGAUGAAGUCCAGCCUCAUGAGCUCUGUAUAUAAACAGCUGUCAGCUUCAACACAAACCACCAGAUGAGCAGCACACUACAGUCUUUCAUAUUAAAUACCUUAGAAAAUGGCAACAACUUUGCACCUAAUCGGUGGCAAUGAAGGUCAGGAGUUUUCCUUCACUGGUGAGAACAAUGGUUCCAGUUUACAGAGGAUGUGGGUUUGGGUGGGAGGAUCAGAGGUGAAGGCGGUCCGGGCCUGGCUUACAGACGGAAGAGAAGAAACUUUUGGAAAACCUGAAGGAUCAUAUCAAGAGUUUGUGUUUCAGCCCGGCGAGCUCAUCACCUCGAUGUCACUGUGGGGAAACGGAUAUGGGACGCGUUUCGGAGCCAUCAAAUUCAACACCAACCAUUCCAGAAGUUUCUUUGUGAAAAUGACGAGGUGGCGUUUGCAAACAGAAUGGACCAUCGACGUCGGCUCUGGAUUGUGUCUGGGCAUCGUGGGAAGAUGCGGCGAAGACAUCGACUGCAUGGGAUUUUUAUUUCUCAAUAAAGUUGAGUCAGUAAUUCUCACUAAUCUCAGCUAUCCAACUCUUGACCUGGUCAAACCAAACGUCGCACUAGAAGUGAUCCAAUCGAGCACUUACAAGAACGAAACCUCCGUCAGUCAAGAGCAAACCAUUGAAAGCUCAAAAAAAAUAACCCAAUCCUCCUCAUGGUCUACAAAAGAAAGCAUCACAAGCACAUUCUCCAUGGAGGUGAAGGCUGGGAUUCCAGAUAUCGUAGACGUUUCCACAGGAUUCAGUCUUGAGAUUGGGACAGAAAACACUUACAGUAAAGAAUACACGGAUGAAAGAACGGAAACACAAACGUUUAAGAUCGAUGUUCCAGCGAGGAAGAAGGUGGAUGUUCAC